UUAAAAUUGCACGUGCGUAUUUUUCAUAUGAAUACCAUAAAUAAAAAAGUAUUUUUUAGCAAAAUAACAAAAAACCCUGUAAAAAUAAACAAGUGCUGCGUUUAAAAUUUUAGUAAGUGUUAUUUUUCUAACAAAAUUAAUUUAAAUAUAAAAUGCGCUUGUUGAUAUUAUAUGGAAGUCAAACAGGUACUGCACAAGACAUAGCUGAAAAUAUAUGGAGAACUUCCAAACAAUAUAAUUUUUCUGGCCCAGUAUUACCUUUAGAUGAAUAUAAAAUUGAAAAUCUUAUAUAUGAAGAAUUAGUACUAUUCGUAGUGGCUACUACAGGGCAAGGGGAUGAGCCAGAUAAUAUGAAGAAAUUUUGGAAGUUUUUGUGCAGAAAAUCAUUGCCAAAUAACUCACUAGCGCAUAUGAAAUUUGGUUUGCUAGGAUUAGGGGACUCCAGUUAUAUUAAAUUUAAUUUUGUGGCGAAAAGGCUUUUUAAGCGCCUUGUACAAUUGUCUGCAGAACCUUUACUUCAUUUAGGGCUUUGUGAUGAUCAACAUGAUCACGGACUAUAUGCAACAUACUUUUCAUGGAUGAAAGAAUUUUGGAACAUUUUACAAAUUGAUAUAAUUACGAAGCAAGUGACAAAAUCGGUUUUUAAACUGAAAAUUAUUGAAGUAGGAAAUAAUAUUCAAGACCAAAAUUUAAACUUGGAAUAUUUAAAAUGGCCUUAUAAUAAAAAAUUUUCUAACUUUAAAUUAAUUCAAAACUAUAGAGCAACAACAAAGGAUCAUUUUCAAGAUGUUCGCCACAUCAAAUUUAGGUAUCCAUCAAAUGUCAUUUGGAAACCAUUUGAUAUUUUUGAUGUACGUCCUUGGAAUUGUGAUAAAGUAGUUAGCAAAUUUUUUGAAAUCCUUUCAGAGAACAAAGUUCCUAUAAAACGUCAAACAUUUGUUAGUUGUGAAACUAUAGAUCAAGAGAUGGAGGUUCCAAUUUGUUACCGUCAGGGUCUUUUCAUCGAAUCAGCCGCUAAAUAUGUUUGGGAUUUAACUGCAGUUGCUAGGCAAAAGACAUUUGAACUACUAUCGGUCAAUUGUACUGAUGAACUAGAAAAAGAAAAACUUUUAGAAUUGUGCUCUGCUGAAGGUUUAGAUGAAAUGAUAAAAUAUGCUUCUCGACCAAGGAGAAAUAUUUUAGAAGUGUUAAACGAUUUUCCACAUGCUACUUCACAGAUUACACUACCUAUUUUAUUUGAAAUGUUUGAUGUUAUCAAAACUAGAUCAUUUUCUAUUGCAUCCUGCCCUGAGGAAGGUUCUUUACGUCUUCUUGUAGCAGUGGUAGAGUACAAAACAAUUUUGAAAGAACCAAGAAAAGGUCUGUGCUCUAAUUGGCUAAAAAGCCUACGUAUUAAUGAUGAAGUACUUGGAUGUAUUCGAUCGGGUACAAUGAAUAUUCCGAAUGACAGCACACCAUUAGUGUUAAUUGGUCCUGGAACUGGCAUAGCUCCAUUUAGAAAUUAUCUUAUAAAGGUUGAACAUGAAAUAAAACUGUUACCCCAUAAGGAUAGAAGAAAAAUUAUUGUAUUUUUUGGAUGCCGAAAUAGACUUAAAGAUUUUUAUUUUAAAAAUGAUUUUGCACGUCUCGAACAACGAAAUAUUGCAAAAUUUUAUUACGCAUUUUCUAGAGAUCAGGAACAUAAGGUAUAUGUCCAACAUUUGAUUAAACAGCAACAAGAUACGCUUCGUGAUAUAAUAUUGUUGAAAAAUGGGAUUAUUCUUGUAGCUGGAAGUUCAAAUAACAUGCCUAAGCAAGUAAGAGAAGUAUUUUGUGAAAUUUUUGGCAAUCCUAAUUAUUUUGAAGAAGUUUUAAUUAAAAGUGGUCGUUAUCAAGAAGAAGUUUGGUCCUAGGAAUUCUAUUUAUUUGCAUAUUUAUUAAAAAUACAUGUGUAUAAACAGCGGAUUACGGGGAACUUAAGUUAACUAAAUUUCAACACCUUAAGUGCAUAGAUAAUUUUUGUAGAAAUUAAAGAAAAUAAAAUAUAUGUAUAUUUUUAUUAAA
Messenger RNA from Condylostylus longicornis, 2043 nucleotides. Its product is annotated as NADPH-dependent diflavin oxidoreductase 1. Bases 153 to 1892 code for a protein of 579 amino acids. The record is from RefSeq and is a predicted model, not a curated record. Gene Ontology annotation, cellular component: cytosol. Lineage: Eukaryota; Metazoa; Arthropoda; Insecta; Diptera; Dolichopodidae. Gene Ontology annotation, molecular function: FMN binding; flavin adenine dinucleotide binding; NADPH-hemoprotein reductase activity. The transcript has a single exon.